GAAUUUGAAGAUGUUUGCGCGCUGGCCAAUUCCUGCAAAGGGAUGUCGGCUAGAGAAAAUUGGUGGCGCUCCGAGCUCGCUGCAAGGGCUCGUGCUGGAAGACCCAGAAGCGGUUUAUGAGCGGAUCAAGUCCAAGCAUCUGGUCUUCAGCGAGUCCCGCGAAGAACGUGGGGAGCAUGUGGCGCUCGUCAAGGGCCGUUUGACUGGUCACCAGUUCGAGUCAGUGGGGCUGUAG
This is a messenger RNA of Durusdinium trenchii, 235 nucleotides long. The record is from the annotation of a GenBank genome assembly. NCBI's taxonomy places the organism in Eukaryota, Dinophyceae, Suessiales, Symbiodiniaceae.